Molecule: messenger RNA, 4891 nt
Organism: Seriola dumerili (greater amberjack)
Lineage: Eukaryota; Metazoa; Chordata; Actinopteri; Carangiformes; Carangidae
Gene: npat
Product: protein NPAT
Exons: 17
Coding region: 133-4338 (1401 amino acids)
Cellular component (GO): nucleus
Molecular function (GO): protein binding; transcription coregulator activity
Source: RefSeq, a predicted model, not a curated record
ACUCCUUCACAGUAAAACCACUGACGGUUAUUUUUUUAAUUUGACGCUGUAUAACGGAUUUCUGAGAGAUUUUUCCUGAACAUGUAGCUAAUUCUUCAUUACUACGUCUUUUGUAUCAACCAACAAGCAGUCAUGUUGUUGCCGUCCGACGUCGCUCGGCUUGUUUUGGGGUACCUGCAAGAGGAGGGACUGUCCGCUACAAGCCAAGCUUUCAUUCUCGAGAGCUCCAACCUGAAAGAAUAUGCUGAGCACACUACAGGAGAUGGGACUAUUCCUGCUUGUGUAUUUUCUGUCUUUGGGAAAGGCCUAACAACCAUCCUGAACGAGUAUGUGGCUGCCAAAACAAAAGAGUCUUGUCAUGAGGUACCUGCAGUGAUGACAUCACUGUGGAAAAAGCUGGAUUUUACACUCAACCAAAUCAAGUCAUUGCAGAAUUCACCAGCUAUAUCAGCAUGCCAGAGAACACGUUCACGCAUCGGCAUGGCAAAUAUGGCUAGACAGCGGGUCCUGACCGUGGCUUCAGCUGGCACUGUCGUCUGCUCGUCAGUUUCUGAAGCAAGCUCCAUCAUCAGCCCUGCGCACACCUCCCACAGCAUGCUCGGCCACUCAACUCCUGUGAGCUACACUGCUCUGCACACCAGACUAGCUCCUGGCAGUGGCACGAACCAGCAGAUCCACGAUGGCAGCCGAUUACUAAAUACUCCAAGGGAUUCACCGGUACAGAUCAUUGUGUCUGAGCAUCGGCUAAAUCCGGGCCCGAUGUCUCCAGGACGACGGAAAUGGGACACCCCCAGGAAGAGAAGUGGUGCUUUGAGUGUGUCCAGUGGCCCUGGCAGAUCUGCCACAACUGUCACUACUGUUAAUGCAGAACCUCAGCCUGAAGAGGUUGUUGAUGAAAACUUCCCUCAACUUGUGAUACAAAAUGCACGUGACAAGAUCCUGGGGGACAGAUCAUUACAAGAGAAGCUUGCUGAAAACAUCAACAAAAUCCUUGCCAAUGAGCCAACGCCCCAAACAUCAAAGGCCUCUUUAACUACAAUGGAGGCAGAUCAGUCUAUUGAUGAAAUCCUUGGAUUACAGGGGGAAAUCCAUAUGAGUGACGAUGCCAUCCACGACAUUUUGGAGCAAACAGAGUCUGACCCAGCUUUUCAAGCCCUCUUUGACCUUUUCGAUUACAAUAAAACCAAAUUCCCUGAUGGAGAACCAGGUGAUGGAGAGAUUAGCAAUAGUCCAGAAGAGAGUGAAGCCGCUGGAUCUUCAUCUACAGUCAGACCCCUUCAGAGCGAUGAUCCAGGCACUACACAGAGAGAUACUAAUGUUUCGGAUGCAACCCCAAUGACAGUGAAGAUGAGAACUGGACAAGAUCGUAAGACCAGGAAGUCUACUGGUCCCACCUUGUUAAAGAAAACGGUUAUUGCCCCCAGUGGCAGAGCAUCCAGAAUUGAAAACAGUUCAGCCAAAUUGUUAGUGAGUCAUGGGGAUCACCGAGGUGUCUCAUCUGGGCCAGGAGACUCAAACAAAAAAGAAAGAGUCCCACUCUUCAAUACCAGUGUUGGUGUGACACCAAUGGAUAUUGAUGAACCAUUGAAUACACCCCCCCCUCCUUCAGACAGUAUGGAUAAUCAGGAGCCUGCCACAAAGGACAGCACCUCCAUGAAAACUGUCCUCUGUGACUCAAACACAGUUUCCUCAUCAAGAGCUUCUGCUGCAUUUGUUGCACCAGUUGUGACGUUGGUCUCAAGUGCGGAUAGAAAACAGGGGUGUAAACAAACACAAGGAUCUAUGGAGCAACCUGCUACAGCCCCCUCCUCAGCUCUGAGUAAUCAACCUGCUUUUUUGUCUUCUGAACAAGUUGAACUGAACAAUACUCCAACGCCAACUGCUGAGCUAGCUCAUAUGCCGAUUUCAAGUGGUGGAGGAGACACUCAGCCAAUGUUUGCUCAUUCAGUAACACCUGAGUCUGCCUCUUCAACAUCUGCUUCUUCUGGUGUCACACUUAUAGCUGUGCCUGCCUUGUCAACAGCUUCCACUGUUGCACCAUUCACAUCAACAGCUGGGUUACCCAUAUCUGCUUCUGCCUCUGUAACUCUUACAGCUACCCCUGCCUCAUCUACACCCGUCUCACCCGCAUCCUUCUCCUCCUGUGCCUCAGUUGCAGCAGCACUUGAUCCUUUAUCCACUAACCCCAGCACCCCAAGCAAGGCUGCAGCAGAUUCCAGUAAUAUAGUUUCUUUGAAAAUCAUCAUCAGCGAUAACCAGGAGGAGGAUACUGCCAGUGAUGCAGCCUUGAAUCAGGCAAUUUCCAGCAUUUCCGGGGACAAGAUACCCACCAUCUAUCUUUCCUCUCCAGCUAAGUCCCCUGGAGGCCCUGGCACUCCAAAGGCCAACUUGGAUGAGGUGGCACAGGCAGUUAGUGGCUUGCAAAGCUCUGAGGCACAUGCUAGUCCUCUCAGCUGUAAGGCUGGUGCAUUGGUCGCAUCUCCAUUAACAGGGGCAUCACAGGCUCAGCAAAGCUACAUAAUUCAACUACCCCUGGACACCACUAACCCUACUCUCCAAGGAGCCACUGCCAGCUAUUUCCUUGUGACUGAACCCCCGAAUACAGACGCUCAAACCAGACAGGUGCUACUGCCUGCUGGUGUCUCAAAAGCGCAGCCUUUGCCCACCAACCAGUUUGGGGUGAAAACACCAACUCGCUCUCAAGGCUACUCCACUGGGUCAGCGCUCAUCUUACCAUCACCGGUUAAGCCCAUGGUACUUCCUAUUUCUGUUAUGGGUCAGAAUACUCUGGGGAAUAUCCAGAUGGUGUCCAAUCAGCUUGUUGCCAUACCAAACCCAGUACCAGUACAGCAGUCUGAAACGGUCAAGCCCAAACUUCCCACAGUGGCAAUGAAACAGUCUACAACCGUCGGCACUGAGGAAAAUUUGGUUGGUAAGGUAAUUCAACCUGUGUCAGCUGAAAACAACCAGCAGGAUGCAGCAAAGGGCUCAAGUCAUAGGAGAAUUUUAUGUUUUGAGUCUUCUGCAGAGGUUCAACCACAAACUUCUAAAACUAAAACCACCACACCCUCAGCUACAAAUACAUCUACAUCACGAUCUGUUCAGAAAGAUAAUACACAGCUGGCCCUUCGAACAAAGCCUGCUAUCUUGGGUGGCAACAAGCCCAAGAGGAGGGUGGAGAUUGUCAGAUGCUCAGCAGAUCCCCAAACUGCAGGAGGCUUAGUGAAGGAGGCAGAGAAGUCCACGCCUCCACAACAGCACCACAAAGAUUCUUUGAAAAAGAACUCUCGCAAGCAAGAUUAUAACUUCAAUAAACAAGAGUCUGAAAGUGCAAGUACCAGCAGGGCUGAUUCCUCACAGUCGGAGACUUUGAAGAAGUCAGAAUCAGGAAGUAGAUCAGAAUCUAAUAACAGGAUACACAAUCAUGAUAAGGGUAAUGAUGACGCAAAAGGCAGUGAUUGUCAGAGCUCUAGGUUGUCUUCUGAUUCUGCACUGAAAUCAGGAACUAGAAAGGAGAAAGAGGAGAGUAGCAGGAAAGAACCUACAGAAAAAGCUCCUGCCAAAUCUCGUGAGGGGCGUACAGAGAAGAGGACUCCCUCUCAGGAGAUACCAAAUGUAACAGCUAACAAGGAGAAUGAAAUUAAGGGUAGCAUGCAAGAGCAGCAACAGCAGUCAACGCCUUCAUCAGACUUUAGCCCUCCAGCUGUCACCCAACCUACAUCUAAUCCCCAGUCCAAGGCAACAAAAGCCCCCUCAAAGACCAGCUCUCUGGCCAAACAGGCGGCUGAGAUGCUGCAGGACAUCCAGGGAAUCAACACUCCUUCCACCCCAGUCAAGAGGCCUGGAGCAAGCAGUUCAGACAAUAGUCUACCCCGGACCCCUGCGACUGGCCAUAACCAGGAGGAGUCUGCCGACUGUCCUAGGACUCCUUCUCGACAGAAGAAGGGUAAAAACGGAGAGGGGACUCCCAAGCGUCUCAUGCCUCCCAACACCCCGGAUGCCCCGACAUGCAGCCCUGCCAGUGAGGCUGGCAGUGAAAACAGCAUUAACAUGGCUGCUCACACACUCAUGAUUCUUUCACGUGCAGCCAUCGCAAGGACAGGCACUCCACUGAAGGACAGUUUGCGCCAGGAUGGAGUAGGAGAAAAGUCGCCCACAAGCUCUAAGAACUCUAAGAAACGCAAACAGUCCUCUCCCACAGCCAGCCCACCUGCAAAGAAAGAGUCAAAGCGAUCUCCCAGCAAGAAGAAAGACCGGGAGAGGAAGAAACUUAUAGAUUGCUUUCCCCAUGACUUGGAUGUGGACAAGUUCCUGUCUUCACUUCACUAUGAUGAGUGAAACCAGACACACCAACAGGGAAGGACUACCAUAUCACUACCUGCUUAGGUUACUAUCCAGGAAUAGAACAAGCCAUCUGCUAAACCAGUGCCUAUGGUUCCUAUUAGUAACCUUGCCUGAGACCUUAUAAGCUGCAAUGUCUCCUUGAGCCAAUGAGGAACUUUGAUUUGGCUGACUAGUUUCCAGUGUGGGUUGAUCUGUAUAAAAUCUUGUUACAUGCAGCAGUUGUAGGGCAACCAUGGCACUUUCUUGUGUUGUUUAUUGUCAUGUUCACUUUUGUUUUAAUCAUCUUUUCUUUUUUAACUACAACACAACAGUUAUACAUUUGUUUUUGGGCACUUAGUGGGUCCUGGUUGUUAAAAAGGGUGAUUUUAAAACAUUUCCUUGGUCAAUAUUUGACUCUAGUUUGAAUCCAGCUGUCACUGACUGUUAGGUUGGUAUAUAAAAUUGUGUUUUGGAAUAUGCCUACCACUAAUUUUAGUAACACUGAAUGAAGAGCUGUUCCUGUUCAGAAAAGUCUGGUUAAUUGAAAAAUAAAGUAAUGUGAAUAUAA